This is a messenger RNA of Heteronotia binoei (common prickly gecko), 894 nucleotides long. RefSeq lists its product as uncharacterized. The coding region runs from base 1 to 894 and encodes 297 amino acids. The record is from RefSeq and is a predicted model, not a curated record. The transcript is spliced from 5 exons. NCBI's taxonomy places the organism in Eukaryota, Metazoa, Chordata, Lepidosauria, Squamata, Gekkonidae.
AUGAGGGGACCAGCUGUGCACCCCCUUGUGGAAGUUGUUCCAGGAUCAGGGGGCUGCCACCAAAAAGGCCCUCUCUCGCGUAUCUACCAACCCAAACAGCCGGGUGUUUCCUCCAAAAAGCCGGUUUCCAAGCUCAGUUCUCCGAUCUCCCACAACUUCAGCCAGAAGAAGUCCGGCGCAGAUGUUCCAUUGAGCCGGGAAACUCUGAAGGAGAUCGCUGACAGCACAAAACGGAUCGCUCUCAUCGCUGCCAGCCGCCGCUCCCGGGCCCGGGACAGACACCCCAGCAGUGAGCUCUCUUCCCUCCAUGGUUUGGAAGAUGAAUUAUUGGAGCUGAAGUACCUUGAACCCAGCGUCACUCCUGAACAUUAUUCCAAAGACACCGAGAGCGUUGACAGUGUCCCGACAGAGGCCCAGGGAAAGGAACACCCAUGCCCCAAACCUUGGAAAGGGCCAGAGAAAGAAAGAGGGAGGAAGAAAUUCUGGGCAAAGAAAACGGGGAAGAAAAGAUCGCGCUCCCUGGAGCCCACCUCCCCAACGGCUUCUCAAGUAAAACAUCGGAGCCCCUCCAGCCGCACGGACCAUGUCUCCAAAAGUCGGCCAGCUGAAAGCAAGCUUUGUCAGUCGCCUGAUGUUGUCAUGAGCAACGCAACCCACGCCCCCCCUGGAGCCACGAAAAUCAAAUUUCCCACCAGCCACGAAACAGAGGAAAACCCAUUGCAGGUUCUGACCGUCAGGGACGUGGCCCCGAGUACCGUUCAACAGAGCAACUCAGGGGAAACCGGAGGCCAGGUUCUACAGAAGAGGGUCAAAGGGCCUGCAGAGGGCGCCGCUGGACACCCGAAGCAGAAUCAAGACACCACCAAACUGAGAAACCUACCAAAAGCUAAAUAA